AUGUCCAUCAAUAAAAUCUUCCUCAUCGCGGUUUAUCACGACCAGUUGGACGACGUCAUAGCGCUGUCGUUGGAAGGGAAGAUCGAUCCCGCGCUGGCGUGCGUGGAUGGCCUUGAUGCGCUUUCCGUUUCUGUGCUCUCUCCCUUCGCCUCGCCGAGCACGACGCUGUGGUUGCUCGCGAACGGUUGCGACGCGUUCAAAGUCUCACCCAUCGGUGUUUCCGCCGCCAUGCUCGUGUGCUGCGACGCAAAAACAUCCGAUAUGAUCGUUGAGACGGUCGUGAGGGCCGCGAACACGCCGUCGAAGCAGAUUCAUUUAGUGGAUUGCGCGGCGCGAUGGCAACGAUGUGACAUCUUGAUGCGACUCGCCGACGGCGAGAAAACGAUCGGGUCGCCCGUUCGUCGACGCAUCGCGAACGCAACGUUUGCGAUGGAUAUAGAUCGAUGGAAUGAGACGUGGAUCGAAAGUAUAUUGGAUGAAGUAGGGGACGCCGACCGAUCGACGUCGCACGUCGCGGCGUUCGUCGGAAAUCGGCAACCGUUCGAAUCGGCGCGAUGCGUCGUCAAUCGCAGAGAUAGUCUUCAGAGGACGCCGCUGAUGUACGCGAUCGAUGGUAGACAAGAUGUGGAUUUUGUCGAGUUUCUGAUACACCUUGGCGCCGAUGUCAACGCGAAGGGAGCGCACGGCAGCGUGCUUCAGCAUGCUUGCAGGAUCGGCCGGCAUUCUAUCGUAGAAGCGCUCUUGCGAACCCCGGGUAUCAGGGUGGACGAUUUCGCGCUUCACACGGCUUUCGGAUUCGGAGUAGAGCUACGAACGGUAGAAGCUCUGUGCGCAGCCGGCGGCGACUUGAACGUGCGUUGUAGACCCCACGGGUGGUUGCCCGUGCACUAUCUCGCGGAUAGCAUGACUCGCGACGCCGUCAGACAACCAGGACGCGCCACUGAGAUGCUCGCGAGCCGCAUGAAGUUGAUGACAUUCGCACUCGAUGCGCAUGAGAACGACGGAGACGACGAAGUGCGGUGUUCGAGCGGGCAAACGUUGUUGAUGCUCGCGUGCGCGCACUCCAACGCGCCGCUGGCUCGAAUGAUUUUACGACGAGCGAAAGAUCCGGCGAAACUCACCGCACUUGUCGAUUCGCGCGGGCGUACGGCGUACCACUGGGCGUGUCAUCGCAACGCGACAGAGGCGCUCGAAGUUUUGAAAGAGUUCGAUGUCAUCCGCGUCGUGAGGGAAAUCGUCGACAAUGACGGCCAAUCUGGCGAGGCGCUUCUCGCGGCGAGCAUCGACACACCCCGAAAACAUCGAUCAUGGCCCGACCCGAUCGAAAGAGGCGACGUUUUAGGCACGCGCGAACGAGACACCGACGCAGACAUCGCGAGCGCCAUCGGUGCCGCCUCUGCGCUCUGUGCGCGGCACUUCGAUCUUGCCCAGCUUCCUCGAAAGCCGAAGACGUGCGCGGGAUGUUUCCGUCUGACGACGUCGCCGAAACGCUGCGCGCGAUGCAAAAGCGAGAUUUACUGUUCAUCCGCGUGUCAGAGGUUAUCCUGGCCGACGCACCGCGCUCUGUGCGUCGACGCGUUUCCGACGCUUCGCGAAACGCUUCUCUCGACGCCAUCCGUGGAACCGCGGUGA
This is a messenger RNA of Ostreococcus lucimarinus CCE9901, 1632 nucleotides long. RefSeq lists its product with no specific name. Gene Ontology annotation, biological process: protein localization to ciliary inversin compartment. Lineage: Eukaryota; Viridiplantae; Chlorophyta; Mamiellophyceae; Mamiellales; Bathycoccaceae. Gene Ontology annotation, molecular function: protein binding. The record is from RefSeq and is a predicted model, not a curated record. Gene Ontology annotation, cellular component: ciliary inversin compartment. Bases 1 to 1632 code for a protein of 543 amino acids. The transcript has a single exon.